Messenger RNA from Phycomyces blakesleeanus NRRL 1555(-), 294 nucleotides. RefSeq lists its product as hypothetical. The transcript is spliced from 2 exons. The record is from RefSeq and is a predicted model, not a curated record. Lineage: Eukaryota; Fungi; Mucoromycota; Mucoromycetes; Mucorales; Phycomycetaceae. The coding region runs from base 1 to 294 and encodes 97 amino acids.
AUGGCAACCACUGUCCAGAUCCACCGGCCGUAUAUCACUGACCACAGUCUCGGCAUUCAAUGGAACCGUGAAAAUUAUUUAAGACACCCAUGGCUUCACAUGGACCUUGACAGGAUGAAUACUACAAUACACACAAGCACAUACUUUUAUUACGAGAGUGUAUUUUCUAAUUUGGCUUGCCUCGAGUGGGCUUCAUUCUUGAUCGGGUUCUUGUUCACAUUAUCGUUUAUUCACACGACCACUCCAUUGACAAGUAGUGAAGCAGACGAAUUGAAAGAUCAAUGGGAACUAUAG